Messenger RNA from Dermacentor silvarum, 1842 nucleotides. RefSeq lists its product as uncharacterized. The coding region runs from base 8 to 652 and encodes 214 amino acids. The record is from RefSeq and is a predicted model, not a curated record. NCBI's taxonomy places the organism in Eukaryota, Metazoa, Arthropoda, Arachnida, Ixodida, Ixodidae. The transcript has 5 exons.
CGCGAAAAUGUCGCGUUCUACGAAGUCCAGGCGGACGUGUUGUGUUGUAGGUUGCACUAACACUCCUGCAAACACGGCAAAUGCUCCCGAAGCAGUGCAUUUUUACAGAUUCCCAGCGUGGGCCCACUUUGGCGAGCGCCGUCAAACGUGGAUCCGCUUGGUCCGUAGGCAGAGGAUCGACGGCGCUGGGGACUGGGAACCCGGUGCACACGCACGUAUUUGUAGCCGCCAUUUCGUCGGUAAUCGGAAGUCUGACGAGUCGUCCAGCCCGAGCUACAACCCAAGCAUUUUUCCAGCUGUAUAUAAGAAAAGAAGCCUCCCAGCUGAUUGCCUGGGUCGUUACAAUCGGUUGAAGAAAAGACGUACAAAUGCGCCAGGGCCCUCUUCGGCGCCUACCCCUGCUGCACCAACCGUGGGCAAGCCUACGGAUGAGCUGCUGCACAAUGCAGACAACCGCGGCCAUGCUGAAGGAGCCUGGGGAUUUUUUGAAGUGAACACAAGAGAGAUUGGCACGAUGACAAUAACCAGCUCUGAAGAAUCGUUCGCUGACCCUCACAUUUUCCUCAGUGUUACAGAUGGUACCACUGCAUCUGCCCAAAUUUCAUGCAGAUUUUUCUCGGAACACACCGUUCAAACAAACUGCAAUAGCUAGUUGCACUGCAGCAGGGCCAGACCACACGACCGUUUAUUUUUCCGGCAAACCAGCGAGCCUGCCAUGCUAAGCCUGUGUGCAGUGACUCUUCCCGUCUUUUCAUUGUUUUUGAGUAUGCUUCCAGAGACAAGAACUGAAUAUGAGCUGAGCAAAGCUGACCGACUGACACUUUUCUACAUGAAACUUAAGACCGGUCUCAGUUACACUGCCCUGGGUGCCUUGUUUGGUGUACACCGCAGGACUGCAGCUAGAUGUUUCAAUAAUGUAUAACGGCAGGGUUCCCAAAAUCACAAGGAUGGAUUCAAUGGCACCAUAAAGAUUAUGUGAAGUCUACAAUGCCACCAUGCUUUAAGCAACACUAUCCACAGUGCAGAGUAAUCAUCAACUGCACUGAGAUCAAAGCAGAGCGUCUCAAGUCAGUUGAGGUGCAGAACUUGAUGUACUCACAGUACAAAUGGACAUACACAGUGAAAUUCCUAAUUGGAAUUACUCCCAAUGGCACCAUAAUGUUCCUAUCUAAGGCGUAUGGAGGCAGGUCAACACAUCCUUUUAUUGCAGUUGACUCGGGCAUCCUUUCUUUGCUAGAGCCUGGAGACAUUGUACUGGCUGACAAAGGCCCUCCCUGGAGUGCGGGUCGACACAGCAGAGGCAAAGGCAGUCUUAGUUAUGCCACCUUUUUCAGCAGGGGGAAACUUCACGAAAGAAGAAAUGAAUGAGACAUACAACAUUGCCAGUGUCCGUGUUCAUGUAGAGCGAUUCAGCGACUAAAAAUUUUCAAUAUUCUUAAUAUACGGCUGCCAAUUGAGCUUCAUGACCACAUUGGCAGAAUUCUGCAUGUGAUUUGUGUAUUGGCCAACUUGCAAAGUAAUAUAUUCAAGAAGUGCGAGUAAUGUUUCAACCAUGAUAAAUAAUGUGCAUACAGCAAACAUUUUAGCUAAUGCACGAGUCAGCAGCACUCAGGCUUCUAUACAGUAGUGAAGAAAAAUAUAGUUUGCAUUUCAGAUUCACUGAGCUAAAGGGCUGAGAAAGCAAUUGCUGUGUUACGUACGGCCUCUAUCCUAUGGUAACACCCUCUUGCAUACUCACUGCCAUGUUAUGUACGCAGCAUAGCUCACCCAUCACUGACACAACUUGCAUCUUCCAAAAAUGUAUUACAAGGAGAUUGUAUAAUCAAUCAGUAUGUGAAGACA